Messenger RNA from Phaeoacremonium minimum UCRPA7, 1746 nucleotides. RefSeq lists its product as hypothetical. The record is from RefSeq and is a predicted model, not a curated record. The coding region runs from base 1 to 1746 and encodes 581 amino acids. The transcript has 5 exons. NCBI's taxonomy places the organism in Eukaryota, Fungi, Ascomycota, Sordariomycetes, Togniniales, Togniniaceae.
AUGGCCCCGAUUGGGCAGCCCGUCGUUGCCGACGAAAUGAUGGAGAUAGAGUCUGAUUUUCAAGACUGGACAUUGGAGCUCGAUGUCAUGAAUAAGCAGUAUGGCGCUCUGCAAGCUGCUGAAGAUGUCACCCUCCAAACAACAAUCACAGCCAUCGAGAACCAGAUCCGUGCCGAUGCGGAUGGACUAAUCGCGAACCUCAACGCGUACAUGCAGCAAUGCUUGGAGAAGAUGCGGCAGGAAAUGGCCACAUCUGUCUCUAGGCAAGUACAGCAACAUCUACAACUAGAGAAGACAAAGGUCGAGUUCGAGGCACGGAGACGACAGCGGAGCGAGGCAAAGAAGAAGCAAAUUGUCGAGCUCUUCGACAAGCACCACUUUCCCCCCAGUUCUCAUAAGAAAGAGAAGCAGUUGACACUUUCCAAGCGCAAGGGCGAGACAUUCACUUCCGGUCCGGCAGAUACAGUAAAACGAGCCCGAGUAGAGCAAUCAAGAGAUGAGGAAACCACCGCUUCCGCCGAGAGACAGAUGCCGAAUUCGCCUCAGCGUCGUUCUUCUCGAUCGGCAGCUGCCCAGCGUACCGUUUCGUUUGCUGAGGUCUAUCAAGACGGCCAAGCUGAACAUAAACACCAGAUCUUAGAGUAUAUAGAAGGCAGUGGGAAAUUCUACAUCCUCAAGUGCGAAGAGCAUCACGUCCACUUCGGCAGCAAUCCACUUGCUGGUGCAGCGAAACAUCUUUCAAGCUCUCAGCACCAUAAGCUCCCGAAAACACAUGAGCUCGCCAUCGAGAAGCUUGGAUAUCUUGUCUACGACUGCACCCGCGAGCUUGCAGAUAAGAACAACGCCCGCUUCACUGAAGCUAUCAGGAAAGGAUACGAACCAUUUAACGCCAAUAGGCUGACAAAAGCCGAGAAGAUGGCUCGUGGAAUUGACAUCACUGAUUCUCCUAAUUCCCAUCAAGAAACCCCUACGAGUAAGGGCAAAUGGUCGGAAUCGGUUGAUGGAGGGCCGACGUCAGAGAAGCAGUUCAAGGGCAUCACGGACGCGAAAUACGGCAAUCUCUACCUGGGAUAUUGGCCGAAAGAUAAGACUAGAUAUCCCGUCAUUGUGUUGCCACUUGGGGAUCUCAAAGCCGCGGGACUUCAGGGUACACUUCUUGGAACCUCUCUCCGAAAAACCGUCCCCAAGUGCUAUGUCGUGACGCGACCAACGCCGGACACGAAAGUCAUUAGUGGGUGGGCCAAAGGGUACGAGGAUGGUGGCCCAUUGGUCACAAAGCGGGAGUUCCCUGUCAUGUAUUUUGACAAACAGUUCUUGGUCGGUUGGAUUGCAGCGAGACAUCUCAGCAGGUUCGAUUUCGAGGAUCCGAAUCCAGAAGCCUACCCAGAAUACUUCCAAGCACGCGAUUAUUGGGCUAGAAUUCAAGACGAUCAGUGUACUAACUACGAUGACUGGGUAAAGCGUGGUUCCAUCAGGAACCCUACCGAGUCACCAUCACCAUCGAACUCUGGAGGGGCUAGUCCGGUUGCUGGCAACGAAAAUGGCACUACCGAGUCCACGGUAUCACCUGCCGAGGUGCCUAGAUCUACCGAUGCUUCUGAUGGUAAAUUGGACCAGGAAAUGAUUGAUAUCGGAAAUGUCCGCGCGGAUGGCAGUACCGAGAAGUCUGUGGCCGGUCAGAGUCGUCCCGACGAAACUGUGGAUGUUGACAUGGAUCUGGGAAAUGACAGCUACCCUCAGUAUUAA